This is a messenger RNA of Pyrenophora tritici-repentis Pt-1C-BFP, 1821 nucleotides long. RefSeq lists its product as uncharacterized. The record is from RefSeq and is a predicted model, not a curated record. NCBI's taxonomy places the organism in Eukaryota, Fungi, Ascomycota, Dothideomycetes, Pleosporales, Pleosporaceae.
AUGGCUACUGAGUUUACACAAACGAGUGGAUUCUCGAUAGCCCAGAUUAAAGAUGCCACACAAAUGCUGGUAUCGAUUCUACAAGACAAUAAGGUGCUCGCACCACUUUAUGAAUCUGCUCGCCGCAACCCCAACAUUGGAGUCAAGAAAUUGAGAAGACAGGUUCGGCAAAGUAUCGAGACAUAUGCGGAGAAUCUAAGGAACGAAGCCACCGACUACCUGUCAUUCUCGGCAUCCCGUCUUGUGCGCGCCAGGGCAAACUACGCUGCCCGAUGUGUUGCUAGUCAGGAGAUUCAGGAACGCCAGCAGCAGCCUCUGAAUAAACUCGACCAAAUCCGCAACGAGGCAGAGGAGAGCUCCGAAGACGACGGCCAAGAGCAACCGGGCCAAGAAAGAGACGUCGGUGAUCUAGUCGCUUUCCGUUCGUUCCUGAUCGAGAGCACUGCCUAUGCAACAUUUCGUGUAGAGUUGGAAACUUUCUGCUUAGCACAACCGGAUCCAUUAGCAAAUGCAGUCGUCACUUGCAGAGAAGACCCGGGGUCAGACAUACGAAGUUCCGCUGUGUUUUCAAGGCAACCGUUGCAGAAUGAGACAGCCCAGGAACCCUGCGGGAGAAUGCUCUGGGCAUCGUACUCUGCAACCAUCAAAGAGGCACGUGCUGCGUUGUCGUCGCGACUAGAUCAACUGUAUCUUGCAAUGGGAUAUUUGGAACCCCCACUAGAAGAAGGCUGGACCCGGAUACGAAGUCAAUGUUGUUGCGGCGAUCGUUUCUUUGACGAUGUAUAUGAGCAAGCCGAGGGUGGUGUCGCGACACUGGUCGAAAAGAUGCACUGUUCCUCCGCGAAUCUCUCCAUCACUGUGGUUCCAUAUAGCUCCCGAUCCCCAAAUCAGCAAUAUAGUCUUCGAAGUCCGACGUGGUUACGGAUGUUUCAAAGCAAGCUUUUGGCGGUGUUCCCUGGGUACGGUGUGCGCUCCAACGCCCUGCCGUACCAUAACGCUGGUAACCCCGGCCCUAUAGCUAGUGGGACGGAUCCGGGUAACCAGCAGCAACAACAGAAUACUUUGCAUCUCAUGUCUUGUGUUCAUCGUAGCCGAGAUCACACAAUUCUCCUACAGGAUGAUAUCAGCCCGAUCAACAACGACAGCGCACUAUUCAGCUUUCUCAAAGCCAGAAUACCACGACGCCGCAACCGACUCUUGCAAAUACUUUCAUGCAGGACCAUCGAAGGCAUCUACUUCAGCAAGUUCCGCCUGCGUCUCGGCGAUAGUGUAGAAGUACGCCAUCACAAUCCAUGCUGUCAAUCCAGCAAUCCAAGCAUAUGUGAAUGCAUCCCACCAGAUUACAAGCUCGUACCAUCCGGGGCUGCAGAGUAUAGUUGCAGAAAGACAAGUCCGCCAGGCACAUGGCCAUUGGUAGGACCCAGCCAUCUAGCCCACAUGCUUAAAUGCCCACUACAAAUCAACGAGAAGCAAAUCUGGAUCUUCAACCUAGUUCCAAAGCGUAACUGGGGGGAACUAAGCGGAAGACCAGAUGAACCAGCCGAGGGAUGGGGUUUCUACUUUGAAGAAGGCUGGGACUUUGACGUCGUGGUAAAUAUAGCUUUCGUCGUCUUCAUGCUAGCGAGUCUGCUAUUUGGGGUUCUCUGGACGGUGCUAAAAUCCGAUAUACAAGGCGCGUUUGGCAAAUCGAAAGUGCCACAAACGCCGUCUGGUCCCCUAUACCCUACCAUCAAGGUGCUGAACAUUUCAGCCUCGGGGCGGAACAAAAUCUCUCCUCUGGGCGUGAUAGUAGCGGCACGUGGUAGUAUGGGUGAAAACUAG